AUGUUAAAUAUAUUAUUGAUUUGGUCCAAACUCCUUGAAAUAGGAACUUGUGGGACUAUCAGCCCUACUAUUUUUUUUUAGGCACUCUCAUCAGAUAACUCUGAAGUAACAACUCUUAAGCUAAACACCGAAUAUAUAAUCAAAUUUGAUUUUACAUUGCCCUCUAGUCAUGAUUCAAACGUAGACUACUUUAAAAUAACACUAACAGGAUUUUCAUCAUUGAGAAAUCCAGAUUCUUCAAAAUAUUUUAAAAAUCCCACCACAGAUGGAAAAUCUUACAUUCGAUUUAGCUUCGAUUAUACUUAAUACACUCCGUCAAUAAUAUUUUAUGCUACCACAGGUGCAUCACUUGUGGAACAUACUUGUAAAGGUUAAAGUUUUUCAGGCACUACAGACCUUUCAAUUUACUCAAGUGAUAUAAAAACCUUUACCUUAGCAGGGGGAACAAUAACGAUAGAUUCCAUUAGUCCAUCAAAUAGGAUUUUCGACUUGAAAUCAACUUAUACUAUCAAGCUUACCUUUGAGAAUUCUCUAUCAGUAAAUCCAAAUUCAUUAACCUUUACAAUACCAUCAGGUUUACAAUCAGGCACACCAAUUACAUGCACAGGAAAUCCGUCUACUUCAAUUCAAUGUUCUUAUGAUUCAGAAAAAUAAUUAAUAAUAAUAACUUCUUUAGAUUCUACUAAGACAUAAACGAUUCUUCUUGACUUUAAUAACCCCAAGUCACCAACUACAUUUCUUACUUUUAAUAAUUUUAUUACAAAAAUUGAUAAUAUUUUAGUUGAUACAAGCAGCACUUCCUUAGUAGUCAAUGGGUACAAUGAUGGAAUACUCGCAGAUGUAUAAAUAGAAAGUGGAUCUUAUAAAGUAGGUUAAAAUGGAGCCUUUAUUAAAUAUACAUUUAAAAACAUAAAUGAUAUAGAACCUAGUUUUUAAUUUGAAUUAACCUUACCUAGUGAUAUUUAAUGGGAUUUAACAUCUAAAUCAUGUUCUUUGAGUGUGGCAGGUGUAUUAAAAGGUUGCGAUUACGAAAAAAGUUCAACGAAUGCUUAAUUGAUUACAGUAACAAUAACCAUAUCUAAUUCAAUAUCUGGAGGAACAUCGAUAAUAUUAACAAUUAAUUCAAUAAUAACACCAUAUACCUUCAAAUCUGCAACUGGAUUCUCAUUGAAGGUAAUUAAGGAUACUGUGGAAUAUGAUAAAAAAAUAUCCUUUGGAAGUUUAACAAUGACACAAUAAAGCGGCAUUACUUUAUCAUUUUUUGAAAAAACAGAACUUAAGAAUGGUGCUCAAUCAACUUAUACUUUUAAUACUUAAUUUGAAACUGCAUAACCUGAUGGCACAAAAAUAACAUUUACUCUACCAGGAUAUCUGUUAGACAAUGUGAACAAAGUAGAAUUUUAUAAUUUUAAUCCUUAUACUGGUUCCAAUCUAUUAGUUAUUUCAUCUGCAGCUACAAUUACAAUCUAAUUAACUGGAGCUUUAGAUAAGAAUUAAAUUUAUGUCACUAAAAUAUAUAACGUAGUGAAUAAAGAUAGUAUUGGCACAAUUACAGCUGAGACAGUAUUAGGCACUUAUAAGAUAUCAAGCACAGAUUAAGGCACAGCUCUUACUGUUUCAAGUGGCGACCCAAAUACUAUUACUAUUAAUUCUUUGGAUAUCGAAAAAAAAUUACUAGGAGUUUUAGAUACAUAUUAUUUUAAAAUACAAUUAUUUAAUUAGCCCUCUGAUGGAUCUACUAUCAUUGUGACUAUGCCAGAAAAUUUUUCUGUUGAUAUUGCGAAUUAGGAAUGUAAAGCAGCAGUGGAUAAAACUAAAGGCUUCACAGUAGAUACAUGUUAAGUUAAUAGCUAGGAAAUUAGUAUUAAAACAAGUGCGAUAAUAUCUAAAAAUUUGGAGUUUAGACUGAAUAACUUAAUUAGGAAUCCCAAGGUCUCUUAGUCUACUUACUUUUUUUAAAUAAGAACAUAGAGAGGUACAACUAUUAUAGAUGAAUCUAGCAGCUCGGAUUCAUUACUAUAAUUUAAAUUAAAUUGUCCUGCUACUCCUUCUUUAUUUUGUAAGGAAUGUGAUAUUUCCAAUAAUUGCUUAUCAUGUUAUACUGAUGUCUCAAUAACCCCUAAUAUUUACCUAUUUGAGAAAAAAUGUGUAAGUACUUGUGGAUAAAAGUAUUACAGCGAUUCUAGUAAUGCUUGCAAGAGUUGCCCAGAUAAUUGUUUAGAAUGCACUAGUAGUACUGUAUGCUAAAGUUGCAGCGAUGAUACAAAUUAUGAACUCAAGAAUAGUAAAUGUGUUAAGAAAUGUAAUGAGAAAUAAUUUGAUUAUAAUGGUAUAUGUACAUUGUGUAAUGAGAAUUGCAAUACUUGUAUAGAUCAAAGUACGAAAUGCACAUCAUGUGGAACAACCAAUAAUCUGCUUUAUUAAAACAAGUGUAUUUCUUAAUGUCCAACAGGAAUAUUUCAGGUUGGGUUCUCUUGCAUUGCAUGUACUUCACCCUGUAAAACAUGUAGCACUGGUCCAACUGCAUGUCUCACUUGUGUUGCUAAUUAUUAUUACAAAAAGACAUCAUUGAGUUGUGUUACUGAUUGUGGUACUAGAUAUUUCUAAGAUGGAAGUGAAUGUACUUAAUGCUCUGAUCCAUGCAAUAAUUGUUCCAGUAGCACAAUAUGUAUUGAUUGCAUUACAGGAUACUACUUUUUCAAUAAUAGUUGUAUAUCAACAGUGCCUAGUGGCUAUUAUUAAUCAGGCAAUACCUUAAUUAAAUGUCCUAACAUUUGUGGAAAUUGCAUUUCAGAAACUGAAUGUACUUCUUGUCCAACAAAUCAAUAUUUGUUAUCAAAAUAAUGCAUAGAUAAAUGUCCUGAUAAAUAUUACUCAUUGAACUUUGUCUGUUAUUCUUGUGAUGCCUCGUGCCUGUUAUGUUCCUCAAGCACAGUGUGUACUUUAUGUCCAGAUAAUUAUUUACAUUUGUCUGGUAAAUGCUAUUAGAAUUGUCCUACUAAAUACUACUCCUUGGAUUAAUAGUGUUUAUCAUGUCAAUCAUCUUGUGCCACUUGUGUGAAUGGUCUGGAGUGUAAGACAUGUCCAACAAGUUCACCAUAUAUGUCAAGUAAUCUGUGUGUUUCCACCUGCUUGGCCAAUUAUUAUAUAAAAGAGUAUGCCUGUAUCAAGUGUUCAAAUGAGUGUGCCACAUGCGAUGAUAAAGGCUGUCUUACUUGCAUAGAGAAUUACAAAUAUUUAAAUUAGACUUGUGUAACUUCAUGUCCUAGUGGAUAUCAAGAUGUACCUUAUAUUUAUAAUUACUAAGUUGAACAAUGUAGGAAUAUGCGAGAUUGUGACGAGUUCAGAGGAGCAAUUAAUAUCCAAUUUGUAAGAGAACAAGUACAUACCCAUUCCAUUCACAAUAGUAGCGAUAAUUAUGAUUUUGAGUGUUGCAGUGGCUAAGAUAUCUAAAUCUGAGGUAAUAAAUAAUGUACAAUAGUAGACUUUUAUUCCAGGUUCAGCAGUUGGUUUAUUGGGUCUAAUCAUUGUAGGUUCAUGGACAGUGCUACUUAUCUUAUAAUUGGAUUACAUUUUGGAGAAACUAGAAAUGUAUCUAAUAAUGGGUUCGAUUGGAGUUCACAUUAUAUUGAAUCUCAUUAAUCUAUGCGUUGUCAAACAUAGUACUAAAGGGGACAUUGCUUUUAAUUAGUGGUAUGCAGCAAGGAGAUCCAAUUCGUGUGCCUACAUCUUCCUAAAUGUAUUGUCUGUACUGAGUUUCACUAUGACAAGGUUUUAUUUUUCUAGGUACUUCGGAUUUAGAUUCUUAAAAUGUAGAUUAUCAGAUGUUGAUAAUAUGGUAGGGAUGAAUAUCAUCAAUGGACUCUGUGCAUUUGUAUCAUUAUUCCAUCUAUUCAUUUUAGUUUUGUUGUAUUCCCGCUUUGAUUGCCAGCGUGCUUCUAGCCUACAGGGAUCAACAAAGAGAGUAAUUAUUCAUAAGCAGUAUUGACUCAUUCAUAGUCACCAUUAUCUUUGCAAUCUGUUUGAUAUGUGAAACUCAAAAGGACGAAAACUUUUUUGAAGAAAACAAUAAUGGAUCUGCUCCACAUUCACUCUAAGUUAUUCCUGAUUACUUUUAAACCAAACGAUCCAAAAGGUUUUCCUUUGAUGAAUCCAUAAAUGGAUAAUAGUUUGUUAAGAAUGAGUAAGAUCAUGAGCCAUCUUUUCCAAAAAUUGAUGAAUCCAUUGAAUAUAAAGAUAAUCAAUCCUUUCAGAAAAUGAUGCAUUCUCAAAUGAUCUUCAAAUAAGAGAUUCCAGAUCCAAAAAAAGACAAUUUCAAUCUGUCUCAAGAGGAAAUGAUCAUUAAAAUACAGAGUAAUGAUGUUUCCGAACCCGUAUCAGUUAUAGAAUCAUCAAGAGAAUAUUAGAAUAGAAUUUAGGAAUAAAAGAGAUUAGAAGAAUUGUAGAGGCAGGAAGAGUUAAAGAAAAUAGAAUUAGAAAAAUUAGCAGAACUCAAAAGAAUAGAGGAUGAAAUCAAAUAGCAAGAACUCGAAAAAGUUAGAAGAGAGAAAGAAUUAUUACAAUUAGAGGAACAGAAGAAACAAUAGGAAUAAUUAAUUUAGUAAUAGUAAGAGACGAUGAAAUUAGAAAGAAUAAAAGAGGAAUAAAGACAGACUGAAUUGGCAGAGUAGGAAUAGAGGAGAAUAGCUGAAUUAAAGAGAAUCGAGGAAGAAAUUUAGGCAGAAAAAGUGAGAUAGGAAGAAUAAAAACUAAAACAAUAAGAGGAAGAGUAGAAAAGAUUAUAGGAGGAACUAGAAUAAAAAAAAAGAGAAGAAGAGAUUAAAUAAUUGUUGGAAGAAUAACGAUUAUAGGCAUUGAAAGAAUAAGAAUUACUUUAAUCUAAAUCAAAUAAAAUCAUUUUGGUAGAUCAGGAUGAUGAUGAUGCUGGAUGGAAUAUCGAAGAUGAAGAGAAUCAGGAAUAAAGUAUUGAUUAAGGCUAUUAAAAAUAACUACAAAAGGAAGUUAUUUUAGAUGAAAACAAUGAUGUUGAAGAUAAUUGGGAUGUUCCAGCACAGGGAUUUGUGAGUAUACAACCAAAAUCACAUCUAAAAAAAGAUAAACAAAUUGAAGAACCUUAAAAUCCAUUUAGAGGGGAGAAUUAAAGAUAUGUAGCUUAAUCAGACCUAUUGAAAUUCUCAAGUGAUGAUUAAGAUGAUGAAGACGAUUGGGCAAAAAACCAAAUAUCUCCCUCUGAAUUCAAUGUUCUUAAUUAAAGAUUCAAUCAAAAUGAUCACUCGGUUACAUAAGUUGAUCGAUCUAAUAAGUUCUCUUCAACAGGCUAAAAUUUUACAUCUCUUAUAAAGAGACCAACCUAACCUGAUCCUGAAACAAUUAGUGAUAGUGAUUCAGUCAACAAAUGUGAAUAAUUUCCAAAAAUCAAAUAAACUAAAGGACCUAAAAAAUAAAAUUAAGGGUAACAUAAAAGGAUGUAGUUAUAAAGAUAAAAGAUUUAAUAAAAAGGUAAAUAAAAUAUUAAAACUAAUGAUAUCCAGUUUUGA
Paramecium octaurelia is the source of this 5537-nucleotide messenger RNA. Lineage: Eukaryota; Ciliophora; Oligohymenophorea; Peniculida; Parameciidae. The record is from the annotation of a GenBank genome assembly.